Molecule: messenger RNA, 618 nt
Organism: Aspergillus steynii IBT 23096
Lineage: Eukaryota; Fungi; Ascomycota; Eurotiomycetes; Eurotiales; Aspergillaceae
Exons: 2
Coding region: 212-466 (84 amino acids)
Source: RefSeq, a predicted model, not a curated record
CCCCGACUGACCCGACAGGAGAGACCCGCUUUUCCUCUUUAUCCUAUCUUCUAUCAGCUAUCGGUUAUCAGCUAUCGCCAUCGUGUCUGACCGUCCGCGUCUUGGCUCGAUGAAUGGCCGACAUCCAUUCCCCCCUGCAUCACAGCCAGCCGCCCGUCAUGUCGUUGGCAAGUGGAGAUGGCCUUUGCGCCUGAAGGCUGAUUUCUGAUCAAUGCACCGAGCAACUGAACAGGGUUGGUGGGAGCUACCCACCGGGUCCACGCUUUCCCAUCUGCAGGAGGAUCUUCCAAUGCCGCCCGUCCCCGCUCGAUGUCUUUCUCGCCAGUCACCCCCUCUUGAGGUCUUGUUGCGUCCCUUGAUGCCAAGCCCCAGGCCUGUCCGGACUCCCGGCGGUCCUCUCGCAGCCUCCAAGAGGCCCUGGACGAUAUUGUAUGCACCUAGGCUUCAACGGCUAACGGGUUGCUGAAGGCUGAGCCGUUGUGAUUGGCGCUCUGCUGGCUCAUGUCGGUGUAUCGUUAUCUCCGAGGAUUCUUGCGUAACGUGAAGAGAGGAAAAUGCGAUUCCUGCUAUCCCCCUUCUGCAUCGGGAUAUGAGCGCUUUUUUUUUUUUGUGUCUUUU